This is a messenger RNA of Gallus gallus (chicken), 930 nucleotides long. RefSeq lists its product as uncharacterized. The coding region runs from base 223 to 708 and encodes 161 amino acids. Lineage: Eukaryota; Metazoa; Chordata; Aves; Galliformes; Phasianidae. The record is from RefSeq and is a predicted model, not a curated record. The transcript has 4 exons.
GUGUCGUCAUCACCCUGAGCCCCGAGGCGGCGGCGGCGGCGGUCGCCAUGCGGAAGUCGUGCCGGGUUCAACGCGGCUGCAGCGCCGCCGGGCAGCCCCGGGGCUCCGAGCGCCGCUUCAGCUUCUCCGAGUGGGUGUUCGGGGGUGGGGGGGUUGCGUGCUGCUCUGCGUUGGCCCCGUGGGGCCGCUGCGGUGCUCAGGGCCUCUGCUCGGCGGCGGGAGAUGCCCUGUGCCCCCCCACCCAGGAAGCCCCACGUCCACCCCUGGAGUCAUGCAGAAGGAUCUGGAUAUGUCCUGGAGGGAUUUGGGGGAGGCCAGGGAGCUCUGGACUCAUCAGGAAGAGUGUGGAGAUGUCCCGGAGGUGUCUUGGGGAGACCAGGGGGUCCUGGAGUCCUCCAGGAGUCUCAAAAACUGACAGUUCCCACCGAAAAAGCCCCCUACGGCCACCAGGUGAUGUGGGGAAAACCGCAGGUGACACCGGGACAACUGCCUGUCCCCACAUUUGUCCCUGUCACCGUGGAACCUGGCGCCAUCCCAACCCUCAUCUAUGCUGAGAGCUCCAUCAGCAUCCUACAGCUCCGGGAGCUGGGUGACGCCGUCUCCCUGACUGUCCCCCGGUGUCCCCAACCAUCCUCCCUGCUGCGGUGGUGCAACUGGAGGGCAGUGACGUCCUCGUCAAAGAGGCCUGCCUCCAGCCGGACCUGGUAACACUGGAGCCCUCUGGUGCUGUCACCAUUAUGUGCCACCAGGAUGGGGACGUGGUGGUGUACUCUGCUGCCACCAGAGGGGACCGUGUGUGACAUCAGCGCGGAACAGCUGUCAUCGCUGCUGGGUGUUGCUUUUGUCAACAUGCAUGGGGUGUCACCGCUGGGGACACCUCUGUGUCACCCCUACGGUGUCGCACCCCAAAGUUGGAGGCACCCCUCUGCA